AUGUACGUGAUUCGGUCAGCACUGCGAGCGUCCACGAAACGACCUCCAGCGCGCUUUAUUCGCGGCCGCCGCUACCCAUCAACACCACGGUUACGCACAUUCCAUACCGCACGCCCGCUCGCACAAGCCGCGAACCCCCCGCCCGCACCCAAUGGCACCCCCGCCGGCCAAGAUGACGCCAGUCCGGCGGACCGAGACAAGGCGGCACCUGCAGAGGAGCUAGAAGACGGCGCGGUAGCGCUGGAAGACCCCGAACUACUGGCACAAAAACUCCAACGUGCACGGGAAACAUCGCGCAGGUACUCGGCUGCCUUGCGACGCCAGCAGCGGGGCAAGAAGGUCUCGGGGCUCCCGCCUGUCCAUAUCCCAGACUGGUUCCUGAAGCGGAGGGUACUGCGGCUCCAGGACCUGCCUGGAGAUCUAGGCCCGCCCACUGUUCUUUCAGUCCAAGUUACCCAUGCGGAAUCGGGAGAGCAGGCGACAUGUGCACUUCCGGCUCAGCGCGAUUCAGACCCCGCCCAGAUCCUCUCGCGAUUGGUACGUGGCCUGUGGAGUAGGCGGCUGGACGACAAUGAAAGACACAAAGUCGAAAAGUAUCUCGAGGAGAGACUGGCAUUGAAAGAGCAGGCAGAGACUAAGGCGUCACAGCCGAGCAACAACGAGGCGGUGGCAAGCGCAGAAGACGAACGCCCGGACAAUGUGCCUGUCGCGACAACGGCGCAAGACAGUGUUUUCAAUGAGGCUUGGGCGAAUCUGAGCAAGCUGCAAAACGACCCCGACAUGGACCCCCGCAAGAAAAUUGAGGCCAUGAGAAAACAGAGUGCGAAACUUGGACAGGUGACCAAGAGACGAGAGGCUGCAAGGACCAGACAGAUGGGCACUUCGCGACACCUAUCCUCGCUGGUAGUUGCCGAAAUACGCGCCACGAUUGCUGCAUCUCUGUCGGUGCUGCAGCCCGUCGCCAGCGACUCGUUUCCUGCUGCCAAAACAAACCUCAUCCUCCACUCGCCCGCGCCCGAGCAGGAGACAUCAAUCGACGCAUGUGUCACAUCUUGUGCAUUCGACUUGGGCGCUGACGUCAUUGUAUUGCAUGCGCAGGAUCUCGCUCAGCUCGCUGGAGACUACCUAGGCGAAGGGGCAGAGCCUUCACCACGUUCAAUCAGAUCACUGGGCUAUGAUACGUACUGCUUGAAUGCAGACCUGAAUGAAUUCAUGGUGGACAUGCAGGAAACCGGUGGCGAAGAUGAAGCAGACUGGUCGCAGUCCUCGUCGGUGGAACAGUCUGAUCCAAAUUCGAUGCGCUCUCGUACCGUCCCGCUCUCCAUCAUUGCCCUCACGCCUGCUCUGCGGGCUAUGACCCAAGAUCUCAAAGGCUUACAACUGGGUUCCGCAACUGCGUUUGGGUCCUCUACCAAUGUCUCUACCGACGACUCUGGAAGGAAUCAAAGUCAUGGCGAGAUGCAACUCGAGGAUAUGAAGCUAGCCACUCUCCUGGAAACUUUGGUUGACUCAAACGACCUGAAGCAAAGCCGUGGCAUCAUCGGUGCUCAAACCUUGGUGAAAUUUGACACAUCUGACCAACAACACCAUUCGUCCAAGGGCCCGGCCUUCUUUGACUACUCAUUAGGGCAGGAAAGUGCUGAGCUUGAUUUGAACUCGACAUUACCAGUAGCUGCCAGGCCAGACAUCAACAUGGUAGUCAAGAUUGGCCAAGCCGAGGAUACACGCAACGUUACUCGGAAGCCUAAGAUCAUAUAUGUCAAGGACUUUAAGCAGCUCAACGCUACGCACUAUGGCGGUCGCAUUAUCCAGAAGCUUGAGGAAAUUGUUCGCAAGCGGCGCAUUGCUGGCGAGAGCAUCAUGAUUGUGGGAAGUACAUGUUCACGCGACCUCACGCCUGAACUCAAUCCCGGUGGCGUCCGUGGGCUUCAAAGCGAAGGCGAAAGUAGCUUCUUCAGGACCAUUGUGGUAGCAGCAGAGUCCGGCAGCAGCAGCACGCCAAACCUUGACGAGGCCAUCGCAUCUUUGGGCAGUAGUACGGCGUCAUCUGCUGAUAUUUCACACUUGGAAAAGAGCAAACUCCGAUACAUUAACCUGCACCAUAUUCGAGACAUGCUUCGCUCCUUGGAUCCGUCUGUGGCCGCAACCAUUUUCGACAUGGACCAAACUCGAUCACGCUUCCGUGAAUGGGCACCGAUAUUCUCUCAGUCGCACUUUAGUCGCGUGCUGACGUAUAACGAAGUGCACAGAGUGGCGCUGACAGCUCUGGGCCUGUUCCUGAUGAGUCCGGCGCACAAGACGGCUGCCUCUGGGACCGCUCCAGUGCAACUAAGCUGGGCACAUGUAGCUCUGGCGAUGGGUUUGCUAAAAUCCAGUGAUACUGCCAAGUAUGCAUACUUUGAGAAGCUUGCCGAGAUGUCGAAACGAUCCAAGAAUGCGCUCAGCAACAUGGAAGCCAAGGUGGAGCAAGAUGCUGGACAGAAGCACACAGAUGAGAAGGCAAUGCAACGUCAACGGAACCUACAGAAAAUAGCAGCUACCGCCAACAAGCACGAAAAACGGCUGAUGCCCGGUAUCGCAGACCCAGAGCAAAUCAAGACGACAUUUGACCAGGUUCACGUGCCAACUGAAACUGUCGACUCGAUACGCACAAUCACGUCACUGUCGCUGCUGCGGCCUGAGGCAUUCAGCUACGGUAUCCUGGCGACUGAGAAGAUCUCGGGUGCGCUGCUCUACGGGCCUCCGGGCACUGGCAAGACGCUUCUUGCCAAAGCCGUGGCCAAGGAGAGUGGUAGCUCGGUGCUUGAAGUGUCUGGAAGUCAGAUCAUGGACAAGUAUGUUGGCGAGGGUGAGAAGAAUGUUGCGGCCAUCUUCUCUCUGGCGCGCAAACUGUCGCCUUGCAUCGUUUUUCUCGACGAAGCAGACGCCGUUUUCGCGUCAAGAGACGCAAUGCGCGAGCGCGCGUCACACCGCGAUGUUCUCAACCAGUUUCUGAAAGAAUGGGACGGCCUGAACGACUUGUCAGUGUUUGUCAUGGUGGCUACAAAUCGGCCGUUUGACCUGGAUGAUGCUGUUAUCCGCCGCCUACCUCGACGCUUACUCGUCGACCUCCCUACACAAGCCGACCGGAAGGAGAUUCUACGGAUACAUCUCAGAGGCGAGCAAUUGCACGAGUCUGUUGAUCUAGAAGACAUUGCAAAGCGCACUCCGUUCUACAGCGGAAGCGACCUGAAGAACAUUGCCGUGUCAGCCGCACUCGCCUGUGUCAAGGAAGAGAACGAACAAGCCGCCAUAGCCGCCUUGAAGGCUUCCGACGACGCACAAUCAGCAACUCGACAAGCCGAGUCGGACGCAUCAGCCGACGCAUCCGAGUCCCACCAAGAAGCCUCAUCGCAGCAGCCUCCAAAAGCCGCGCAUCUCGUGCGCGGCCAAUCCUACUCGUUCCCUGAAAAGCGCAUCCUGCACCCGCGCCACUUUGACAAGGCGCUCCAGGAAAUCAGCGCCAGCAUCAGCGAAAAUAUGAGCAGCCUCAACGCCAUCAAGAAAUUCGACGAGCAGUACGGCGACCGCAAGGGAAACAAGCGCAGAAAGGACUUUGGCUUCGGCAUGGCUACCGAGCGAAAUGAGAGCGCUGCGCGAGUAAGAGUGUAAGACUAGUCUAGUUGGUUGUGUGCGUGUAAUUGAAGAGCUACGGGGUUGGGGGUGGGGUUCCAUACAUAGACCCAAGAAAAAAAAAGACAAACGAGGGGCUUUGAAACAUAUGGCUUGUACAGUAUCA
Messenger RNA from Exserohilum turcica Et28A, 3778 nucleotides. RefSeq lists its product as uncharacterized. Gene Ontology annotation, molecular function: ATP hydrolysis activity; ATP binding. NCBI's taxonomy places the organism in Eukaryota, Fungi, Ascomycota, Dothideomycetes, Pleosporales, Pleosporaceae. Gene Ontology annotation, cellular component: mitochondrial outer membrane. The transcript has 2 exons. The record is from RefSeq and is a predicted model, not a curated record. Bases 1 to 3651 code for a protein of 1216 amino acids.